AUGGAUUUAACAACACACGCACGUCCGUCCAAUAAUGGUAUUGUUGUUGGUGCCGCCACCGACGGAUCUGGUGCAACUAGUGGUGCAGCGGCAGCACAAUGUAAUAAAACUCGUGUUGCAAAAUCAGUGUUUAGUAUACGUAGUUUAGUUGAUGUACAGGAAUCGGAGAAUCAAUUGCACCAGAAUAAUUUACAGCAACAAAUUGAUGCGGCUACAUCUGAAAGUAAUUAUAGUGGACGUACAGAAUCACCAAGGCAUACAUUAACGCCUGAAUCUUUGGCGCAAGCUCAACAGCAUCUACAAAACACUUUUACAACUCAUCAAAUUCAACAACAUUUACAACAAUUACAUCAACAACAACAACAACAACAAAAUUCAGCUCACCACUUAUUAAAUCACCACCAUCAGCAACAAGGAUCCCCAAAUAAUCAUAACAAUUAUAACAAUAAUAAUAGUGUGAAUCAUAACAAUAGUGUAAAUAAUAAUAAUAUAACAAUGGGUGUUGUUAGUGAAGGUUCACCAAAGCCUGAAGGUGGUACAUUAAUUGGUAUGAGUGGUGGAAGCACUGGGGGUGCUAGUAACGGACCUGGUGGUGCUGGUAUGGGAGGUGGUGGUGGUACAACUACUACAUCCGCUGGUAGUAUAUCAGAUGAUAAUGCAAGUGAAGCUGAUGUUGAUGAAUUCACACCGAAACGUAAACAACGUCGUUAUCGAACGACAUUCACUAGUUUUCAAUUAGAAGAAUUAGAAAAAGCAUUCUCAAGGACACAUUAUCCUGAUGUUUUUACAAGGGAAGAAUUAGCGAUGAAAAUUGGUCUAACCGAAGCAAGAAUUCAGGUAUGGUUUCAAAAUCGACGUGCAAAAUGGCGAAAGCAAGAAAAAGUCGGCCCCCAAGGCCAUCCGUAUAAUCCGUACUUAAGUCCAGGUGGACCAGCACCACCAUCGGCUGUUGUAGCACCAACUCUACCAAAUCCAUUUACUCAUUUAGGAUUUGGUGGUCUUCGAAAACCACCAUUUGAUGGUGUACCAUUUCGAUAUCCAACUUUAGGAUCAAAUCAUAUUUUACCACCUGGCUACAUUCCAUCACACUAUCAUCAUCGUACACCGGGUCCACUUUUACCACCCGCAAUGUCGUUAUAUUCUGGUGCAGCGGCAGCCAGUUCAUUUCAAACUUUAUUAGCAAAUAUUUCUGCGGCACAACAACAGCGCCCACCGUUAACCACAUCACCACCAGAGACUUCACCACCAAGUGGGUCUGGAGGCCAACAAUCACCACCAGAAAUUGAUCGCCGUAGUUCGAGUAUUGCUGCGUUACGUUUAAAAGCGCGAGAACAUGAAAUUCGUUUAGAACUUUUACGGCAAAAUGGACAUGGUGAUUUAAUAAGUUAAUUGUUUUACUCUAAUUUUAUUUUUGGGACAUUUCUUAAUUGUAGAUAGAAUUUUGUUUGUAAAUCCAAGAUUUGUAUUCGUAAAAUUAGGGUAUUUGCUACUAUAAAGGAUAAACUACAAAAUGUUAUAAAUACCAUAAUUUAUUUAGUGAAAAAAUCUGGUUUUAUCGAAUUUCUUCGUAAAACAUAUGAAGCUAAUGUAAUAAGUUUGUCUUUAUUUAAAACUUAAGGUUGUUGUCUUGCUAUGGACAUAUCGACAGUC
This is a messenger RNA of Chrysoperla carnea, 1650 nucleotides long. Its product is annotated as homeobox protein aristaless-like. The transcript has 4 exons. Bases 1 to 1389 code for a protein of 462 amino acids. Gene Ontology annotation, molecular function: RNA polymerase II transcription regulatory region sequence-specific DNA binding; DNA-binding transcription factor activity, RNA polymerase II-specific. The record is from RefSeq and is a predicted model, not a curated record. NCBI's taxonomy places the organism in Eukaryota, Metazoa, Arthropoda, Insecta, Neuroptera, Chrysopidae. Gene Ontology annotation, biological process: regulation of transcription by RNA polymerase II.